UCAAAAACGAAUUGCAUGGAAUGUGUACAUCCCCUUGUAUAUGUGUGUUUAACUGCAGUUCACUACUGCUAUAUGCAUGUCUGGAAAUAAUUUAUUCUCUGUAUCUCAUUUGACUGACUGUUUUUUUGCUUGCUUGAUUUUUAUGCAGAUUCCUAAUGAAUCAGGGUUUAGCAACUCAUCAAUGCAACCAUCUAAAGGCAAUGAACUGGUUGACGAGGAUGUGGACAUUGUUGGUGGGAAUGAUCCUCCUAUUUCAAAUUAUCCUCCACUAGAGAUUGAGAAAGAUGGAACCAACAGAAACAGUAAAUGCAGUAGUUCAAGCAGCUCUAGUAGUGAAUCUGGCUCAUCAUCAAGUGAUACUUUAUCUACAAAACAACGUUAGGGUUGUUAGUUACUUAUGCGUAACAUUGUGAAGUAGGAAAAAAGAUGGACAUAGUUUCUUUUGGUAUUUAUCUCAUAAAUUCAGUAGUUAUUGACAAUUUUCUACGUGUUUGGCUUAUGAUGAUGGCAAAAUUAGAGACUUGUAAUGUAAUUUUUCUGAAUGCUGGAACAAUAUUUUUUGUCUGACUGUUGCAAUUGUGGCA
Cicer arietinum (chickpea) is the source of this 584-nucleotide messenger RNA. The record is from RefSeq and is a predicted model, not a curated record. NCBI's taxonomy places the organism in Eukaryota, Viridiplantae, Streptophyta, Magnoliopsida, Fabales, Fabaceae.